UGUAGAGAAUACAUCGUAUCGUUAAUAUUUAAUAGUCUUCCUUACAAACUUUAGACUUAAUUGUGAAGAAGUAUAAUUUAUGUAGUCAUCGGAAAACCAAUUUCUGGAAACUGGCGGAUGAGUACUUGUAGCUGUAGUCAUUUAUCACAGGCUUCUUUUUGCAAAUACCUUGGCUCAAAGGACCUCAUUUCCCCAUGCUCUCUCCGUCUCGUUUUGACUCUCCCCAUCCCGCUUGCACUUGAUCCUGUGCCUAGGCCAUAAAUAUCGUAUUAAAUAUUUGCCUUAGUAUCGCCUGCGAUGUCGGCGUUUCGCGUUUGCAUUAACGCCGAAUGUUGUCUGUUUAUCUCGCUAGUUAUUGUUCGCGCUGCCCAUAGGUGGUGUUUUGCCAUUUUCGAGGGGGGUGUUCGUGUGUCCAUGGGCCAUAGGGGAAGGGGGCUUGUUGGCAAGGGGAGCGAGGGGGAGGGUUUCGGCUCUGGUUUGGUGGUUGCAAACUUUUGUGGCAUUGCCAGUUGAUUGGAUUGCCAUGAGAUGAACUUGGCGUCGCAUGUGAAUGUGUGCGUGUGUGCGAAUGAGUGUGGCAAGUGAUUUAUGAGUCCCCAGUGCUGAUAUGGGAUACGCUAUACGCUAUGGAUAUACAAUAGAUACAAUGUCAUUAGCGCUCUCGCCGAUACACUGCUCCUUUUUAUGACGAGAACUUCCUACUUCUUUCGUCGAUUUUAAUUUAAGCACAUAAUGGCGAUAUCAUUGACAUCCAGCUACUUAACAUUUAAUUUUAGCAAAUUUUGCUCGUGUUAACUUUAUUUGGGGUUCACUGUGCUGCAAAACACUUAACUACUUAAGGGAAUCCAGGAGCUUGCGACAUUCCUGUUACGAACACUGACAAAAAUCUACUAAAUUUCAACAAGUGGAGUUUCUCUCUCUCGAUCGACAAUAAGUUGGAGUUAUUUCUAGAAAAGACGAAGCGUAUUCAAGAUGAUGCAGCCGGCGGAACAGAUCUUCUCCUGCGGAUUCGAACUCUUCGGGCGAGUACAGGGUGUGUGUUUGCGGAAGCAGACCCGAGAUCUGGCCACAUUGAACCACGUGCGCGGGUGGGUGAUGAACACGGACGAGGGCACGGUGAAGGGUCAGCUGGAGGGCACACUGCCCAAGGUCAACGAGCUGAAGUUCUGGCUGCUGAAUUUCGGCAGCCCGCGCUCGAUUAUCGAGCGGGCGGAGUUCACGCCCACCAAGGAGAUCACUUCGCACAACUUUAGCCGCUUCUCGAUUCGCUACCACAAUGUGUCAGCACCGAAAAAGGCCAUUUAAUCGAGAAUUCAGACUUGUAGUCCACUACCAAAUUGUAACUGUGCAUUUGCUGUAACUAUUUGUUUGGAUCUUUAAAUUGAGCUGCCUGCGAAUAGAGCCCAGUUGUGCUUCUGCGAACAUCAUUUAUAAACCUCUAAAAUGAAAAACAGGCUGCCAGCCACUAAUUAAGCCGCACAAAGAAAUGCUCAGCGCAAUUACAUGGAGGCUGGCACAUCCACUAUGUACUUAUUUUUAUAUAUCUACAAAGUAAAUAUAUGUAUAUAUAUGUAUGUGAGAUGACUUGGUUAGACAGACACCUGCAGCUUCAGUUUUAGCUUCGGCUUGGCCACAUUUCCAGUUGAGCGACGCCCCAAACUGGCAAUGAGUUUUUACGGCACACAAACAACAGCCAACAGCCGUGAGUCGAGGCAACAGACAAUACUGGCUAUACGGAAUAUCCAGAAUAACAACAGAGAGCCACAAAUAUUUAUAGCAGUGCGCUGAACAAGAGCAGAUUGACUAUUCGAUUGAAGGUGAAAAUCUAGUAAGUCGUGACUUCGCAAGGCGGAAGGAAGUUUUGAAAUGCAUUUUUGGGUAAAUGUAAUCUUUUAGAAACGUGCUAAAACAAAUUUGUUAUGGGAAUAGCGGUAUAUAAACCCGAAUUCUUUAGCAUACAUAUAGGUAUUUAAAAGUAUGCCUUGUUGAUGCGCUGUCUAUCUAAUUAUUGCUAAGAAGUUAAGGUUUCAAGUGUUGGAAAGUUCACUGUACUGUUUCCAAAUUUCAUUAUUGACAGUUACAUGUGUAAGCCUGCUGUUAGAAAAGUUCAAGCUGGUUUCUCAACUAAUAUAGUUAGUAAUAUUAAGUCUUGCUCUGUUUCUAAAUGCUAGAUAUCCAAAUUUGAUGAUGCUACUCAAAUCACAGCUUAUAUUCCGAUUUAAUCCCGAGUGGUUUUAAAUCAGAAUCGGGCUGAAAUCAAAGUGCCACAUGCACUGCACGUCUUAUCACAUUUUCGAGUUGUCCAAGUGUAUCGCAACUUGGAGCAAGAAUCCAGUUGCCCAGCGUUGCCGUUGUAGCUGUUGUUGUUGUUGUUGCGCCCCCAAAUGCCCUCCAUGGGUCGCUGACUACCACGACGCCACCGCCACUGCUCGCGCGAUGGCGUCACUGCCGGCGUCUCUGCCGCCGAAGCACUGCGCAUAAUCACAACAAAAUCAAACAAAUGAACGGCACUGACACAGCGGCAACACCAACGGCAGCAGCAACAGCAGCAGCAACAUCAACGCAGCGGCAGCAACAUCACCGCAACAGCAACAGCUUCGAGUCGCGUGUGUGCGUGCAUGUGAGGUUGUGUUGGCAACUUCGUUGCGUGCGUAACAGGCGCCCAGAUUUUCCGAGAGAGCUGAAAAAGAACAUUUCCACAUGCGGAGUGGGGUGGAGUGUUCCCAUUUGUGGAUGUUGGGUUUGCGGAAUUUUUAUAGGUUAAGCUGUAAGCGUUGUGUGCGGGGAGGACGGUUCUAGUGGUGGUGUAGAGUGGCAAAGGGGGCGUGGAAGAGGCUGGGGCGAGAGAAGAGGGUUGCUGGUGUGGCCUUAACUAGUUUCAGCCGGCCGGUGUCGUUGCCUUAUAAACGAGCUAAAAAUGCGAGAUAAAGAGCGCUUCGCACGACUCACUCGACUCACUCGGAUUUUUGUGAGUGAUUCCUGCGAAACCCCAAACACAAACCCAAAACCCCUGAAUUUUCCCAUGACCCCCACGUUCCCCCCGUUCUACCAUAAGCUGAAAUUCCUUUGCGCAUUCCUACGACGUUGACGUCGCUGCCUGUUUCCGAUGUCACUUCCUUAUUUAGUUGUUCACGUUGUUUGUUGUUUUGUGCUGUUGCCUGGCUUUUGGGUAGGAUUUCGCUGGAUUUCGUCCUUGUAGGCUCAACCCAAUUUAACAGCCAUCAGAAAGUGGCAGCGAAUUCAAUUUGCCAAAAAGCCAGGCAACCCACAAAAAAAAAAAAAAAAAAAA
Drosophila sechellia is the source of this 3289-nucleotide messenger RNA. Its product is annotated as acylphosphatase-2. NCBI's taxonomy places the organism in Eukaryota, Metazoa, Arthropoda, Insecta, Diptera, Drosophilidae. The transcript has a single exon. Gene Ontology annotation, molecular function: acylphosphatase activity. The coding region runs from base 973 to 1305 and encodes 110 amino acids. The record is from RefSeq and is a predicted model, not a curated record.